Messenger RNA from Trichoderma reesei QM6a, 2059 nucleotides. RefSeq lists its product as uncharacterized. Gene Ontology annotation, biological process: protein ubiquitination. The record is from RefSeq and is a predicted model, not a curated record. Lineage: Eukaryota; Fungi; Ascomycota; Sordariomycetes; Hypocreales; Hypocreaceae. Gene Ontology annotation, molecular function: ubiquitin protein ligase activity. The transcript has 3 exons. The coding region runs from base 317 to 2059 and encodes 580 amino acids.
UUUCCGCUCUCCUCCGACGAGGCGAUUCUCUCGACCGUGAGACUCUCGCCGAUGCAGGUGGCCCCUGCAAGGCAUUUAGUCAUCUCGACCGAGCGAUAGCGUACAUAUACAACGGCGCUCGUUGUCCGAUCACGAUCCGGACAUACGCAGCUUCCCUCUGCCCUACAAGUCGGCCGCCUUUGGCCGCUGGAAAUCCAACGCCUGGCGAUCCGGGACAUUGGGCUGUCUGUGCGGCUCGCCCUGCUGCACCGUUGCCGUUGGCCGAGCCCGGCGCCUUGACUGCGAUUCACCGCAGGCUGCAGGUUGGAGAGACAAGAUGGAUUUCGGAGGACGUCGACAACGACAUCUCGACGCAGGCGCCGGUCGUGAGGUCGUUUACUGCCAUGCCUGCACUAACGAGUGGUACCGCGACGAGCGAGGCUUGCAAUGCCCCGGCUGCGGCAGUGAUAUCACCGAAAUUGUGAGCCCGGAUAAUGACCCUCGAGAGCUUGACGACUCAGAAACGUCAUCUACCGGACCUCAUGAGUCGUACCCAAUGGGGAUCGGGAUGUUCGAAGGUGACGACCAUCACCAGACUCGCGGCCAGCACCACGACAUGGAUUCGGACCCCGACGAAGCUGAUAUUGAAGAGCAUCUUGGGCCACACGGAUUCCAUUUUCGCCGGAGCGUUAGAGUCCGCCCGGGCGAUGAGCACCACGAUCCCGCCGUGGACCCGGUGAUAGAACGCUUUCUCGGCAUGAUCCAGGAUUUUGCGCCCACGCAACGGCCGGCAGACGAAGCGCGGCCGGCACAUGCCCAUCCGCACAUUCACCGCGCGACAUUCAUGAACGGUAGUGGUAGCGCCUCCGUCACCAUCUUUUCCGGCCCUUCGUCUGAGUUUUUCGGGCCUGGUUCUCCUGGUCAUGAUCACCACGGUGACCUUUUUCAGACAUUCUUUUCUAAUGUCCUUCGGGACGUGUCACCCCCUACUGGAGGUCGAGAGGCGGGCGGCCCUACUCCAGGAUUUGCGAGGGGGCUGCAGGAAAUUCUGAACCUGUUUAACCCGGCACACGCCAUCUCUGGAGAUGCCGUUUAUUCUCAGGAAGCACUAGACCAGAUCAUCACGAACCUCAUGGAGGCGCAUCCGACGUCGAAUGCCGCGCCGCCAGCGUCGAGCGAGGCUCUCGCCAAUCUGGAUCGACGCCCGGUAGAAGAGUCCAUGUUGGAAAGCGACUCAAAGACAGAGUGCACCAUCUGCAUCGACGACAUGAAUGUAGGUGAUUCGGCUGCCUUCCUGCCCUGUAAGCACUGGUUCCACGAAGAGUGCGUCACCCUGUGGCUCAAAGAACACAACACGUGCCCGGUCUGCCGAGCGUCCAUCGAAAAGGCCGGCGGAAACGCCAACAGUACGAACGACCAGGCAAAUGCACGCGCCACCGCAACGGCAAGCGCCGGCCCCAGCUCCGAUGGUCACCCAACAGGAGAGCCUUAUGCGGCGGGAAGUAUCUUCACCCGUAGCUUUCCGCUUCCGAUUCCAGCAGCACGACCUCAGUACUCUCGCCCCCCGAGCCAGAGCCAGAGCCGGCUGAACGAGGCCAUGAGGAGCAUCUCAUCGUUGCAGCAAGAGCGGCAGCAGCAGCAAGACCGCGAGCAGGAGAGGCACCGCAUCUGGGGGGUCCCGUUGGACCGAGGAGGGGAACGGCAGCAGGAGCGCGAAAGGGAGAGAGACCGGCUAUGGGGAGUGCCGUCCAGCAUGGCCUACGACACCUCACGGAUGCAGCGCCGAAGCUCUCGAACUUCGGCUUCCCCUACGAGCCCUAGAAUGUCCUCGUUUGCAGAUUACAGAGUGCGUCCGCGCCAAGGCAGUCCGACCCAGAGCAGCCGCCGCGACGGGGGCAACAGUAACGCCAACAGUAAUGGCAACGGCAACGGCAAUGGCAAUGGCAAUGGCAAUGGCGGCUCUGGCUCUGGCUCAGGUGGCUCUGGUCAGCAGACCAGUAGCUCUGGACCCUUCAGCUGGCUCAGAGACAGGUUCUCAGGGGGAAGUUCUCGAGACGAUGCCAACCGUGACGAGCGCUGA